This is a messenger RNA of Cinara cedri, 16895 nucleotides long. The record is from the annotation of a GenBank genome assembly. NCBI's taxonomy places the organism in Eukaryota, Metazoa, Arthropoda, Insecta, Hemiptera, Aphididae.
UAGAAAUUCGUAAUCGUCGCCGUUUCAGAACCUCACAAGUCUUCGACGUUAACGCUCGCGCGUCCACGACCGUUCGGCAACGCAAGUUCCGCGCCCGGCAAUUCGCGCUCUAUACCGCGGUUUCUUUUCUCUUUUUUUUUUUCUCUCUAUCCGUUUUCUCCGCGGAAGUUCCCCGCCGGACAACGGGCGUUCCGUUAGAAACCAUUGUUAUGUAGCUCCGUGGCCGUUCGCCUCGUCCGUCGUCGCAAACACCAACUCGCCGUGCUAUAAUCCCGGGUGUUCGGGAAUAACGAAACAAUAAUUAACAGUAACAAUAAUAACGUCCAACGACAUGAUGACCAAUCGGGAAGAACCGGGAAUCGGAGAUUUCGUCCUGUUGGACGAGAUCACGAUCGAAAAGUUCAUGGAGAAUCUCACGUCCAGGUAAGCGGGUGGCGCCUGUUGCCGAGCGUUUGCGAAUAGAUAAAACACAUUUGCAGUCCCGCGGACACCCAUUACACAUACCGUAAUAACGUAUAAACCCCCCCUCCCCUCCACCGCCCGCGGGAGCGGCUAAUAAAACAGAGCCGUUAGGAAAACCGACCGCGAUUUCAAAAAUCAACAAACCCCCCCCUCCCCGGCUCGGACCUUUUCGUUUAUCAAUGUUCGGCGCGGGUGCCGUAUCAGUAUUAAUUUGUCCGGCCGCGGUGAUAAACAUUGUUAUUAUUAUUAUUAUUAUUAUCUUUUAAUUGGCCAGCGUGAUAAACUCUGGCGCCGUGGACCGCGUAAGCCGCUAGAUAAGGUAAAACCGGCCGUCGCGGUCGUGCUCGUGACUAAUGAUUUUUUUUUUUUUUUUACCUACGGUCGGGCUCGAUUCGCAUUCACGCAGCAGCAAUGCCAUAUUGAAUAAUUACCGCCGGGCCGGCGGUGAUGUCAUCGCGGCGGGUUUGCGGUUUGUUAUUGUUGUUGUUUUUUCGCCGCGCGCAGUGAGUGUUGCGGCACCGGCCUCCAGGGCAGGUAGGCGAGAUGCCUACCGCGUAGCGGCUGUUCGACAAAUUCUUUCGACGUGGGUCGCCGUCGUCAUCGCCGCCGCGUCUAAAACGGACCCGGGACGGAGCGAGACGGUAAACUGACGUGAGAAAAAAAAAAAAACAAACAAACCGCACGGCACUCGCGGCGGCCCGCGCGCGUAACAGGCGCGAAACGCGAUAAAUAUCGCGUAACGUUAUUUUAUUCGUUCUCGUCAUUGUGUCGCUCCUUCGUCCCCGGGACUCUCGUCCCGUGGCCACGGUCGCGUGUCGGUUCCGCGGCGGCGGCGUGUGUAUCGAUGUCCGGUUCGCGCGGCGGAAACUCUAGAAAUUAUUUGUUAUUAUUAUAAUUUUUUCUCAUAAAUUUCCAACUUUUUUUUUCCUAUCUUAAUUCCCCGCUCGGCGAAAACGCAUUGCACGGGUCCCGGGCGUGUUCGCGCGACGGUUUUCGAUUACGCGAGAAACGCAAUCCGGCCGGCCGUCGUCAACUUUGACGCCGGGGAACGCGCGCUACGGAUAACGGACGUUUAUUGUUUUCCCGGCGGUCGGAUUCCGCGUCGCCGUAACGUAAUAUUUUUCUGAAUGUCAUUGUUAUCAUUACAGUUCCGACGGAAUUGUCGAGAAUUGUAUUCCACCUGCCGCUCUCCCGCGUGAAUAUUGCCGCGGUCCCGUCCGUUGGUCGUUUCAUCGCGCGUUCCAUCGGAAACCGUUGCGGUUUACGAGCGAGCAGGAGGCGAUUGUUGACACGGAAUCGACGAUUUUUCUCGGUAGCCGCCGCGGUGCUUAUUCAUACGGGUUUUGUUUUGUAUGUGUUUUAUUUUUAUUUUCUCGGUAUUCCACGAUGUUUUAUAUUUUACAAUGUUCGCCUGCCCGCGGAGUCACGGGCGGAUUAUUUUUUUUUCCGUUUUUCUCUUCUCCCCCCCCGUUUACCCAACGGCGCGCAGGCGUUUUGUGUUUUUUCGCUGGGUUAAUAGACCGCAUUAAAAAAAAAACUAAAAUGUCAAUUGUCUUGCAAAACGCGUCGGUAAUCUCUCGUUUAUUACGCGGUUACCGAACACCUACUGCCGGACACACCGACGCACACAACCGAUCACCGUAGUGUUGUGUACUCGCGGGUUCGAAAUUUCGCGACCGGGAGAACUUGCCGUUAUUUCGAUACGUUACGCGGUCAACGCGACGCGCUCUGUUAUUGGCGUGAUUCUCUGGGACGCGUGCGGGUGACGCGCGACUCGGAUUUUGGCCGCGCGACCGACUGUCGGUUCUUUUGCCUACGAAACGCGGCGCGUAAUCUGGUUUCGGAUCGUGCGAGUACAACGGUUACACGAUCGUUGCCAACUUUUCAUGUCGCGUGGAGUGGUGCACGAGCGUUUGUUUAAUUUUUGAUUAUUAAACCGAAAUCGUUUCGAACAAUGUUUCGUCGGCAAAAUGAUUUUGAUUUUUGAUUAGCUUGCUAUAUUAGAAGAAGAAAUUACGUUCAUAAAAAGUUCAUGAUACGUUUCGGUCCAGGAAAAAAAUUAUGGAUUUUCUAGUGUUUCGAUCGAGACACAUUUGUUUAGUGAUGUGAACAAAUUCCGAUUCGGGUCGUAGCCGCGCGCCCGUCGUCGCGGUGUCGGGAACCGGCUGCGUGCGAAAAUAGGCAAAGAAGUCCCAGCCGCGGCCGAAAUUCGAGUCGCGCGUCCUGAGGAAUCGCGCACCUUCAGGCGCCUGCUCUGGCGGAUGACGGCGUUGUCGCCGCACGCGCGCGCCGUAACGGCUCGGGGGAAAGAAAAAAAAAACAAAAAACAACAACUGAUUUAAAAUCCGUUUGAACGCGCGCGCGCGUUUUUUCGUUUCCUAUUGUAAAUGUAUGCGCCGACGUCAGUCAGUCCGCGUAACAUUUUACCAGGCCGCGAUAAUAAACGCCGGUCGGGUACAGCCGGGUACAGCCAAUAAUACCGAAAUCGCGUCGGUGAUUGGGUUAUAGCCCGUUGGCCGAGUAGUGGUUUUCGUCUUUCGCUUUUCUAUUGUUUCGACGUUGCGGCGGACCGCUCGGGCGCCUGCCCGCCCGCCGCGUCCGGCUUGAAUUCACGCGAAACGAAUAUGCAAUCCAUUCCGAAGAACGGUAAAACCGGUGACAGGUAUCGCGGACGGUUGCGCAUCUCAAGAAUUUAAACGUGUCGACGCGUCGAAGCCGUAGGUCGCGUGGAACGUGUAACAGUACGCAGGGGUCGCGAAAGUUCUCCAAACAGCGAGCCGUUAAUGUUUUCCGCCGAGAGCCGCUUUCGGGAAAAAUAUCCGGGCGUUUCCCCCCCCCCCACCCGGGCGUUUUGGAAUCCAACGGUCCGGCGACCGCCCGCGUUCCGAUUGGACCGAACGCCACGGUGGCCCGGGUUCAGACCAAAACGACCGUCGCGUCGUGAUACGCAACGGACCGUGAGCCGCCGAACGGUCGAAAUUAACGUUUUUUAUCGCAGUCUCGUUCGAAAUACCCGGUCGCCGCCGACGAUGGAAAUAAAUAGAGCGCCGAGUGGAUCGCGAACACCGUAGCGCACCGUGCGCUUUCCGUUUUUUGUAAGAAAUGACCGCUGUCUCCGGCCGUGCCGGGUUCGGCAUCAUUGUAAAUGGCGCGUCGGCAAAAAAAUAUUAUUUCGAAAAUUAUUUAAUUGCUCCGGCGACUGUCGUAAUCUCGUUGGCGUUUAUGUUUUUACCGACGCCGUUUUAUCGUCUACGAUUUUCAGUUGAAAAUGUCCGAAACGGCGUACACAUCAUCAUUUUUUCUGUUUGAAAUAAUGUUUGGCAAUUGUUGGUACAAUAUUAUCGACGAGAAUGAUGAGAAUAUUUUAUUAUUAUCAACGUUUUAAUCUCAUCGAAGUAGAAUUAACCUUUGUGUCUGUAAUAAAUUAUGAUAAUAACGAUAAUUCAUUCUUAAUAUGUUUUGCUCUGUCGCGUAUUAACAAUAAUUAAUAAUAUAAAUAAUAAUAAUAAAAAAAAAAAAACAAGUCGUUUUAAAUUAUAUAAAAUAUCCACAACUUAAAUAUACAUCAAUCGAAUAUGAAUUAUGUGAAAAUAUCAACAAAGUUGAAACAAAUAUAUAUAUAUAUAUUUAUAGAAAAACAAAACUCGAUGUGUACAGAGAUAACACUGGUUGUGUCUAUAUACGCGACCGUUUUUGAUAUAAACAAUUUAAAAAAAAAAAAAAUAAUCGUCAGAUCGUAAUAUACCGGAGGCGAACAAAUGCGUUUUAAUCUUAAAAUUAUAACAUCUAUAUUUGAUCUCUUAUGUUUCCUUUAAGUUCAAAAAAAUACAUAUUUAUCACUAAUGUACCAAUCUUAUAUCUACUUGAUAAUUGUCUAAUGGUCGGGUCGACCCGUAGACGUAUCAUGCAUUUUUCCGCUUAAAAUUAUUGAAAAUCCUAGAAAUGUAUUUGACCUUUUGAAUCGAUAAUAAACAACAUGAAGCAUUUUUCAUUUUAGAUAUUUGAUUAUUACAGUGAUGUUUUUUUAAAAACUAUUUCGUCACACCGACGCACGCGAGAGAAAAAAAAACAACGUACAAUAAUUAAUGACUAUUAGUUAUUAAUUUUAGUUUAUUAGUUAUACCCAGAACUGUAUUGAAUCCGGUACCCCUUUGCACUUAACCUUUCUAUAAUACAAAUUAAACGCCGUUAAAUCGUACUUCGUACGUAUAUUGUUUGCAUUAAUUUAGAUUUUGGUAAAAAAAAAAAAAAAAUAAAGCUUUUAUCAAAUUUUCAAUUUUGACAUUAUUUACUUAAUUUAAACAAAUAAUAGAGGCAUUAACAUUGAUUUUGGAAUAUACUAUAGUAUAUUUAUUGUGUUACGUGUUUGUAGGUGUCUGUUCUGACAAAAUUACUCAUCGACUUUUUACUAACGUUUAUUAUGCAGGUACUUGGGGUGUUGAUAAUUGGGUACAGAUAAAAACAAAGAAAAUCUUAACAAAAGCCGUAAUACGUAAGACAAAAUAAUUAUUUAUCAAAAAAAAAAAAAUAAUAAUAAUAAUAAUAAUAACAUUAGGCGCCUAACUACUGUUCUGUUAGAGUAAUUCUAUAUCCUGAUGUCAAACUUGAUAAAUUUCCCCUUGGCUGACUCCAACUGGUUUUAUUUCACUUUUGUUUCUGGCCAGCAUGCCCAUAAUAGACGAAUGCUCAAUGAAAGCUAAUCGAAAUAUCUUCUACGUUUUUGCCAUUUAUAUCAUCCUAACGUUCCAAACAAAUACCUAGGCAAGAAUUUAGUAUUUGCCGAGAGAUAUGUGUAGGUACCUACCUACUUACCUACCUAUCUGCCUACCUACCUACCUGUCAAGAGGUACUUUGCUACUUUCAAUUAAAUUUCUAACAAACUCGGGCGUAAUGUCAUAUUAGAUUGGCUGUGAGAAUUAAUAUUGGUCUUAUAAUCUAUUUUUUUUUUGCUUCUUUAUCUACUGCGAUAUGACUUAUCAAAUAGAAGUCGAAAAAAUUCGCUUUGAACAACUCAUAAUUUAAUAAUAGUUCAAUGUCAUAGGUUUUCUACAUCAUAUAAAUAUUGGUUCCACGUUUCAAAUUCAUUCCGAGUUAAGUCGUAUUAGUUUUAAUACGAUAAUAUGUCAUUUUGUUUGUGUGCACGUUUCAACUUAUUUGCACAAGUUAGGUAUCUCCGAUCAUCAAUGUGGGGUGGUUUCUGGUAGCAAAUUUCGUCUGGUUGUUGCGUUUGGAUUGUUAUUUUUUUUUUGAUUUACUUUUCUUAAUAGGGGAAAACUGUUGUAAAAACGGGAAUAAUUAUGUAGUAACCGUUUUCGAUUUUUUUUUUUUUUUUUUUUCAUAAUUCAGUAACGAAUAAUAUUUUAGACGUGAUACGUUCAAAAUAUUCCGGUGUUUUUGUAUUAUUUCUAGGCAUUUUAAACUUUUGAAGGUUUUUGGUUUUAGCCGAAUAUAACAUUUUUUCGACUUCGUAUAAUUAUACUCGAAUAUUUGAUUAAGCUUAGUUAUAUAUAGAAAAAAAAAAUUGAGCCUCAUUGUUUACGAACAAUAAGUUGUUCAAAUUAUUACAGUUAUUGUAAUUUAUGAUAGGUACUGGCGGAGGAGACGUUUGGUUGCAGUUGAAAUGGCCCGUAAAAGCCCGUGAGGACGAUGAAUGUAAUUUAUGUUGCAGUUAUAAAUUAAUAUAAUUUUAUAAAAACAUCGAAUUCCAUUCAGAAUUGUUUUUCGUUUGCAAUGAUUUAUCUUUGUAUACAGUCAAACUGUAUUUGAACUAAAUUAUGCUGUAUAUCUUACGUUCCCAACUUCUCACCUACAACAGUGGUCUACCAUUGUAGUUUUAGUAAUGGUACGUGUUUAUUUAUGUGUCUGUCGGCGAUACCUAAUUUAAUGUUCUCUCAGUAUCUCAAUGAGUAACACUAAUUAUUCGAUUUAUUUGAAUCGUGCGAAUCUUUUUUUUUUUUCACAUUAAUAUUAUUUUUUUUGAGUUUUGUACUUAGCUCAUUGUCCGUUUUGCGAUUAAAAAGACGCCACGCUCGCAUCUACUCGGUCUAGCUAAGGGGCGACGUGCGAAUACAAUGCUUACGCAGACUGACUAAAAUUAGCUUAAUUUUGAUUUUCUGUUUUUUUUUUUUAAUUGUGUUAAAUACUGUUAAAAAAAGUUAUAAUUAUUUAAAAAAAAGAAAAAAAAAGAUUUUUAUGUGCCUUUUAUAUCGAACUUUAUGUUUAGAAUAAUACGAAAACUCGAUGAGGUACCCUAUAAAAUAUUGUUUUCUAUAUAUUGUAUAAUUAGUACUUUUACUCUAAAAUCAAAAUUAAGCUGAUGUUACUUACUCUGCGUGUAAGUAUUGUUUUUGUUUUUGUACGGUAGUUGGACUGAGACAGUAGAUGCGGGUGUGGCGUCCUCUUAACUAAAUUAAUACUUAUUUUUCUUCUUGAAAUUUUUCAGUUUGUGUGAUUUGAAUACGUGUAAUCAAAAAUGUAGAAAAUCUCUUAAGUAUUGUUAUUGUCUAAAAUUUGUCUAAAGCAUACCAAGUACCUAUAUCUCGAUAGAUUAUUAUUUAUUUAAAUUGUAGUUAAAAGAUAUCUAGAAGAUAAUCUGAAAUUGAUUGUUAUAUUCUUUCCAUCGACUUUCAUUGAUUAUAACUUAUAGAUUUUAAGUAAUUUCUAUUUAAUUAAUGUAAUAAUAACUAUUUGAAUGCGCAUGGUUUUUUCUUUUUUUUAUUUCCAUUUAGUUUAAAUUACAAAUGCUUUUCUAAAAUAAUACAGGAUCUAAGUUGUAUCGAUUUUAGAUUCUGAGUUGAAGCGGCAAAUAUAUUGAUUUUACUAUAUUAUGUUUUUUUUAUUUUUACUGUCCGUUAAGUAGACGUAUUAUUAUUCGCGUGAGUUCAGAAGAGACGCGACUUUGUGCUGUAAGUUUUAUUUUACGAGCGAUUUGACCUAUUAUUGAAUUUAUGGAUAAGACAAUUAUCUAUGUAUUUGGCGCUUUUUUUUUUUCUUGAUUUUAAUUUUAAAGGAAGUAUUGGACAUUAUUAAAUAUUCUCAUCUUUAAGUUUGUUAAUCAAAACUAUCAGCUCAUUAACGUUUUUUCUGCUGAACGCAAGUUUACUUUGUUGUACGUUUUAUAAGACGGAGACAACACAUGCGGCUGUCACGCUCUUUAAAAUUUUUUACCAGAAAUCUGAUAACAAUUAAAAAACGACAGGAUGGAUUUUUCGUUGUAUUUUAGAUCUAGUUGGUGUAUUGGAGAUUAAUUUUCCAAUUAGUUAUUAUUGAUUAGGAAAAUCGGGAAAAUAAUCUUUAAGAUAUGAAAUUCUACAAAGAACUCAAAUUGGACUUUCUUGACGUGGCUAAUCAUUCUUCCGAUUUUUAAACUAUUUAUAAACAUUUUUUACAUUUUUUAUUUUUGAUUGUGUGGAUAAUACUGUUUUGGCCAAACAGAUAUGCUUGAAAAUUUAACACGUAGUUAAUCUUAAGUUUUAUUAGAUAUUAAAAAAAAAAGUCGAACGUAAUGAAGUAAUUUUUUUAUGAAUAUUUUAAGUUUAAAUUUUGACAAAAUCGUAAAAAUCAUUGCAUUUCAAAACAUUUUUACCGAGCUCAUUUUCGACGUAUUUCGUCAUCAAUGAUUUAUGGUUGCGUACAGAAAAAAAUUAAAUAACCAUAUAUUAUACGGUGGCACACCCAUCACUAAUAUCCGUUCUUUUUUUUUUUUUAAAAAUGCAUUUUAUUUGGAAGAAAGCCAAAAAAUAAAAAAAUACAAUGAAUUACCAAGGUAAAGGUUAAUACAAUAGAAAAUCCCGUUUAAAACUUUAUUGCUUACACAAUGUAAUUUUAGUCGAAUAAAACCAAAUUAAACACAGAUAAUAUAAAAAGGGAAAAUAUCAAGUCUCCCUGGGUAGUGUAAAACAUAACAUUAAAAAAAAAAAAAACUCCAAACUACUAACUUUAAAGACACAGGUAUAUCAUACAGUAAUUACUGGUAAUAACUGGAGGGAACGCAGCAAGAAUAAGUAAAUGUCGACAUAAUAUGUUUGGAAAUAUCCAGAGAAGUAUCCGUUUCCAUAAUAUCCAAUGAUUUUUGAUUUCUUUUUCCCUGGUUGUUCAUUGUCUUAAUGUGCCUGUUUUAUAGUGUAAUUUCACCUGUUAUAGUAUGUAAUGUAAGUUUAUAUUAAGUUAUUUUAAAUUGCUCUGUGGUAUACUUACAAAUUAAUAUAUAUAUAUUUAACCUUUCAAUUCGUUUUGUGUUCCAAAGUUUUUACAAGGUCGAAGUGUACGAAGCAAUUUAUAUAGUUUAUUACACCGUUGGUUUUUACUGAAUUUCCAUAUUUUUGUACAUUUAAGAGUUUUUAACUUCCGCGAUGUAACGUUCCAUUUUUGUACUUUUCAGACUUUUAAAGCACGCUUCUAUAAGUUUGUAAGUUCCGUUAAAAAAAAAUAUUAAAUGGUAUUUGACAAUGACGAUGUGAGAAAAUCGUUAACACGAGUUAGCUUUAUUUAAUAUUCACAAAAAAAUUAAUUUAAAACCAGUAGACGUUUGUUCGCUAAACUAAUUCCUAAGCAUUUACAAUUUUAUAUUAUAUAUUAUGUAUAAAUUCCGUCUCACGACGUUUGUCAUUUCGCGAUAAACUUCGAAACUACCUCAUCGACCUUGAUAAAAUUUUGCUCAAUGUGUGCCCAACUCGAGGGAUAAGAUAGUUUUUUAUUUCGAUAUCUACGUGUUUUCCAGAUUUAGGUACAUACGACACUACCCGUACUUUUUUAAUAUUUCGUGUAUCAUUUUUUUUUAUUAAAUUCUUAUUGUGCUGUAUACCAUUUUGUAUGUUAUUAUUUUUAACUUAAAAAAAAAAAAUUAAAUAAUUCACAAAUUCACAUAGAUAAUCUUCAUUUAGUCUUUUAAUUUAGCUUUUUUAAUAAAAAAAAAAAAAAUUAAAUGUGUAGUUAUUAUAGUUGAUGUGUUUUUAUUUAAAAGACAAUAAUUUGUAUUUAAAGUAGAUAUCUAUAUGAUGUAGCUGGUAUCCGUUAAGAAAUUAUGAAGAAAAGGGAGGUAAAUUAGGGUUUUAUUUUUUUUAUAAUUAUGUGUGAUAUAUUUGAUCUUAUUUUGAAAACUUUGGGUCGAUCUCCUAAACACAUUUUUAUUUUGUCACUCACAUAUUAAAUCGACUUUCCCUAAUCAACCUAAUCAUUAUCCUAAGCUUAUCAUCUUGUCUGCCUGCAGCGACGUUCUAAAACUGAACAUGAUCCGGUGGCGUUGCUUAGCCCUAAGGUUUGCUGUCGGUAUUGAUAGCACGAAUCUCCUCGGGAACAAGGUUCCCGGCACCACGGACAUUUUUUAAAUAAAUAUUGCGGUCUUAUCUUAUACCACAGAUAGGGGUGCCGGAAUAAUGGAGUCAACCGCCAUAAAAAUGUCUCUUAAACAUUGUUUUUUUUUUUGAAAAUCACAUGCAUGUAAUAUGUAAGUAUAAGGUAUACAUACCUUAUAUUGUGUAUAAGGACUGAUUUUUUUUGAUGGUGAACCAGCAAUUUUCUUGGAGGACUUUGAGUGAAUUUAAUUUGUUUUUAUUUCUUAUCACUGUGGAACUAUUUAAGCUUUAUUUUAAAACCAUUUUUAAUUUUUACUCCUACUAAAUUUACUUAAAUAAGUAUAUAAUUUUGUUUUUAAAAUAUGAAUUCCUUUUUGAUCUUAGAUUCGAAUAGAGAAUAUUUUUCUUGACAUUUUGAUAUGUAGGUACCUAUAACAUUUAUAUCAGAUAUACCAUUAAUGAGUUAUAACUGUUCAAAGUUUAGACCAGAAGAGUAGGGAACGGUAAUAAAUUAUCUAUAUAAUUUAUCUAUAAUGAUAAAUUGAUAAUUAUUCUUCCCUAUUCCUCUGGUUUCAACGUUAAAUUGUUAUAAUUCAUAAAUGGUAAAUCCUAUAUUAGUGUUAUGCAUAGAAAAAUAUCCUCUUUUUGAAUCUGUGGUUGAUGAAAUGGAUACUCAUUUUAGGUAUAAGGGGUAUGGAUGAAACAUUGAAAAUAAUGUUAAAAUAAUACUGCAAGGAUAAAAAAAAAAAAAAACAGGAAUCAAAUUCACUUAAAAUCUUUUGAGAAAAUGUUUUUUUUAAAAUUAAGCUAGAUUCACUAUGUGUGUAUUAUCUGGAAACUGUUGGUAAAUGGUAAUUUACACACAACACUCAUAAAAUAGAAUUGAUUUUAAAACGGAAAUGUUAAAUGUUAUCUAUAUUAUAAAUAAAGUAUCUAUUAUAUUUGAAAUUAACUUUUUAUUAAAGACUGAUAAAUAUAUUGCAAAUAAAAAUAUUAUAAUAAAAAAAAGUUUUAUUAAAGACUUUUUAUUCAAUACUAUUUCCAUUAAUUUCAAUCAUCUCCUAAAAAAAAAAAAAAUUAAAAAUAUUUAAAUUUUGAUAGGCAUUUAAAAAUAUAUUUAAUAUACUAAUAAUAAUUAUAAUAUGUUCAGCCCCCAUGAUUCAAUUUUUGUUCCGGCGCCAACAAAGUUUAUUUGCGGUUAAAAUACGCAAUUGUCAAAUGGCAAAAAUAAAAUAAUUUUUGUGUGGGCGCCAAUUCAUAUUAUUAAUGUAUUAUACAAUGUAUGUUAUAAAAACUUACAUAUAUACAUAUAUAUAUAUAUAUAUAUUACUUUAUACAGUAUAUAAUAUAUUAUAUAAUUAUAAAAGUCACGCAUGGUUUGCUUAUCUCCGAUAUUAUGAGAAUAAUACAUUUAAGAUUCUUGAAUUUACAUUUACUUUAGUAUUGUUCAAAUAAUUUUUUGUUUAAUAUUUAUCUGUUUUGUUUUAUUUAUGUUGAUUAGAUUUAGCUCUGGCUUUAUUUACACCUAUAUUGGCGAAGUUUGUAUUUCUGUAAAUCCAUAUCGCACUUUAAAUAUAUUUGGCCAAGACUACGUAAAUCAAUAUAAAGGUAAAACAUUAAACUCCUAUAUUAUUUUCUGAAAGUUUUGUUUUUGCCAAUUUUUAAUUUACCUUUUACACUUUUUAUGUUGUGCCCUAUGCAUGAAGGAAGAGAGAUUUUUGAAAACCCUGCACAUAUAUUUGCAAUAGCUGACUCUGCACAUCGUAGCAUGAAAAUGCACAAGCAAGAUUCUUGCAUUGUCAUUAGUGGUGAAUCAGGCAGUGGUAAAACUGAAGCAUCUAAAAUUAUCAUGAAGUAUAUUGCUGCUGUAACUAACUUAACUGGCCAACAAGAAGUAGAACGGUAAAUUAUAAUACCAAUAUUGAAAAAUAUUUCUUUUUUAAUUUUCAUAAAUUAUACAGAGUAAAAAACAUCUUAAUUCAGUCAAACAUCAUUUUGGAAACAUUUGGGAAUGCUAAAACCAAUAGGAAUGAUAACUCCUCUAGAUUUGGAAAAUAUAUGGAUAUAAAUUUUGAUUUUAAAGGAGAUCCAAUUGGUGGACGAGUGAUUAAUUAUUUGCUUGAAAAAUCUCGUGUAAUACAACAGCAACUUGGAGAGCGAAAUUUCCAUAGCUUUUAUCAGGUAUUAAAAUAAAAGUAAUAUAUUAUAUAAUAAUUAAUAACUAAAUGACUUUGUUUUUUCUGUUUAAAGGCAUUAGCUAAUACAACACAUAAAGAAGCAAACAAUUUAGGAUUAAAUCCUGACCCCCAACAUUAUUAUUAUACACAACAAGGAAAAUCCACAAUCACGUCAUCUGAUAAAUCUGAUUUUCAAGCUACCCUGAAUGCGUGCAAAACACUUGGGUUUUCGCCUAUUGACAUUAAAACCAUUUGGAGAAUUGUUGCUGCUAUUUUACAAUUGGUAAAUACUAAAGUGUUUCAAAAUUUCAACAAUAAUAAAACUAAAAAUGUUUAUAUUAUUUUUAGGGAAAUGUAACGUUUUCAACUAAUGAUGAAGAUACAAUAACUGUGACUAGUUCUCAUAAAAAUUCGCUUGAACAAGUAUCUAAGUUAUUGGAAGUUGAGACUAAAGACCUUUUAACUGCUUUAAGUAAACGUAUAAUUGCGGCUAAUGGAGAAGUAUUACAGAAAGCUCAUACAUUAUCUCAAGCCGAAGGUGGCAGAGAUGCUCUGGCAAAAGUAUUGUUAUAAUAAUGACUUAUUACUUUUUGUUCUAUAAAAAAAACAUUACUUAUAUAUUUGUCAUAUUAUGUCUAGGCAAUAUAUGAUCGGUUAUUCACAUGGAUCGUGGGCAAGGUCAACGAGGCCUUAAUACCAUACAUUGAAAAUAAUAAAUACAAUAGCGGAACUGUGAUUGGAGUAUUAGACAUUUAUGGAUUUGAAGUAUUUGAACAUAACAGCUUUGAACAAUUUUGCAUAAAUUAUUGUAACGAAAAGCUUCAACAAGUGUUCAUAGGUACUGCAAUGUUUAUAAGCAUUUACUAAUUAAGACAUGUUAACUUUGAAUCAUUUCAAAUUAUUUCAAUCAUUUUCUUUGAAAUAUUGCAUUAAAAAGUAAUAAUUCAAGUUCAGUACAUGUACUUUUAAAUUAAUUAAAUAUAUUUUAAAAGGUAUUGGAUUUAGAAAAUUAAAUUUUUGUGAAAUAGGCAUGUUAAAUAUGAAAUGUGCAAUAUAUGGAUUCCUAAACACAAUAUAAUGAAUUAAUAUAUAUAUUUAUUAUGUAAUAUUAAAUGCAUAGAUUUGGUAUUACGUCAAGAGCAAGAAGAGUACAAAAAGGAAGGCAUAGAAUGGCAAGAAAUUAAAUAUUUUAACAACCAAGUGAUUUGUGAUCUUGUAGAAAAAUCACACCAAGGUGUAAUUGCAAUAAUGGACGAAGCAUGCUUGAAUGUUGGGAAAAUAAAUGAUGAAGUAUUUGAAAUAAUCACACUGAGUAUAAUAAACUUGAAAUUAUUUCAUAACUCACAUGUAUUUGAUUAGAUGUUAUUGGAAGCAAUGGAUUUAAAACUUUCACAUCACAAACACUAUUCUAGCAGACAAAUUAACACAUUAGAUAAAGAUUUGAAACAUAAAACUCAAUUCAAAAUACGGUAAUGCCUAUAUUUAAUAGUAAACCACAACUAAUAACAUUCAUUUUUUUGUUGGUUUUUCUUAAUUGCUAUUUUAAUUUUUUAAAGACAUUAUGCAGGAGAUGUUGUGUAUAAUAUUUAUGGGUUUUUGGAAAAAAAUAAAGAUACACUGUUUCAAGAUUUCAAACGACUACUAUACUCGUCAAAGAAUCCCAUUAUUAGGGAUAUGUGGCCUGAAGGUGCCUUAGAUAUAAAAUCAGUAAGUAUAUUAUUAUAAUGUAAAACAAUCUACCUGAAUAUAACUUGAAUUUAAUUGAUUUUCAUAGACUACUAAAAGACCUGUAACUGCUGGAAGUGCAUUUAAAACAUCGAUGAUCGCUUUGGUUAAGACAUUGAAUUGUAAAAUGCCAUAUUAUGUAAGAUGUAUAAAACCAAAUGAAAAUAAGACACCUGUUGGAAUAGACUAUAAAAGAGUCGUUCAUCAAGUAUCUUAUUUAGGUUUAUUGGAAAAUGUUCGAGUACGAAGAGCUGGUUUUGCUCAUAGACAACCCUACAGUAGAUUUUUAAAAAGGUUUGUGUGAAUUUUAUACUAUUUCCAUUUAAUUAAAAUGCAUAAUAAGCUAUAAUGAUACAUUCAGGUAUAAAAUGAUAAGUGGAUUUACUUGGCCCAAUUAUAAAUGUAGCGAUAAAGAUGCUACCAGGGCUUUAAUAGAUGAAAAUAAUUUUUCUAACGAUGUCAAGUAUGGAAAAACAAAAAUAUUUAUUAGAUCACCUCAAACAUUAUUUGCACUGGAAAAGGUAUUUGAAAUCUUAUAACUUAUAAACAUAAGUCAAAAUGUCAAUUUUGUUUUCAGAUGAGAGCAGAACUAAUUCCAGCUAUUGUUGUAUUAUUACAAAAACAGUGGCGUGGUGCUAUUUGUAGAGCCAAAUUUAAAAAAAUGAAAGCUGCUUAUUUCAUAAUAAAAUUCUAUAGACGUUAUAAAAUUCGCUCCUAUAUCAAGUCUGUCCUGGAAGCUCAUAGGUGAGCUUAACAUUUUUAAUUUUAAUAAUAUAAUUCUAAUACUAAUUGAAUUAAUUUGUUUUAGAAUUUGUGAACUAAAUGCUCGCCAUAAAGAGUCAAUAGUUUGGCCACAGUCAAAUUUUGCUGUUUGUAAAUUGGAACCGUCAUUGAGGAUUAUAUACAAAAGGUGGAAAGCGUACAAACUUUUAAGUCCAUACCCAAGAAGUGAAUGGCCACAACUGCAAUGUAAAGUGUACGCUGCGUCUUUAUUAUUAGGAAAACGGCCUAGUUGGGGUGCCGAGCGCAUGUGGAGAAAUGAUUAUCUUUCGUCGCCAACAGAGAACAUAGAAAACGCUAAUUACACAGUCGCAUUAAAUAAUCUUAAAAACUCUGAUCGAUUUAAUCAAGUACUGACUGAUCAUUAAUUUCAGUAAACUUUAAUAUUAUUAAUUGUGACUAAAUUGUUUUAAUGUAGGUGUUGUUUUCGAGUUUCAUUCACAAAAUGAACCGUUUUAAUAAAUGUGCGGAUCGUGCAAUAUUAAUAACUGAUUGGGCCAUUUACAAGUUGGACAUUACCAAGUUUAAACCAAUGAAAAAAGGAAUGCCCAUACAAGAAGUAAAGCGGUUGAUUAAAGUAAAGAUGCAAGUGUAUAAUUUUUAUCUUUUUUGAUGUUAGAUUACUGGGAUAAGUGUAAGUCCUGGUCAAGAUCAAUUAGUUGUGAUUCAUUCUAAUCGAGGUAAUGAUCUUGUAGUAACUUUAAAAUCAACAACUGACCCAAAUGAAGACAGAAUUGGCGAACUCAUUGGAGUUAUCAGCACCAGAUACUUCCAGUAAGACAAUGUUUACUAUUUUUUGUGCAAUAAAAAAUAUUAUUUAUUUAAUUUAAAAUAACACAACAAUUGAAUAUGAUCCGUUACUCUUAUAAAUUUUACUCAAUUUCUAAGAUUUAUGUGAUAUAUUUUGUUUAUUAUUAUCAAAUUGAUUGUUUUGAAGAAAUUAAAUUGUAUUGUUCAUUUUUAGAUUAAGGAACUCGGAGUUACCAGUGAAUGUGUCUAAUAAGUUUAAUUGUAUGUUGGGCAAAAAAUCUCGAAUAAUUCGUGUAGAAGUGAAUCCCCAAACAUCAACUGCUAGUUUUCGAAAAGACGAUAACAAUGGCAUUGUAUUCAUCUUGCCUUCGAAUUUUGCAGUCCAUCCGUAUAUAAAAGCGUAAAAUUGAUCAAAUACCAACUGCAAGUUUUCAAAAAGAGAUGAUAACGAUGAGAUUGUAUUUGUCAUACCAACGAAUAUUGCAGAUGGUAUAUAAAAGUGUACAUUUAUGUGUCAUUGGCAUUUUAAAAUACACAUAUAUAUAUUUUUUUUAUUCAAACUUUUAACAUAUUUAUCGAAUACUAAGUCAAAAAUAAAAUAUUCACUAGUAGUACAAUUAAGCAGAACUGCAGUAUUAAUAACUCUCAAGUAUACAACAUAAAUUGGAACAAAUUUUAAAUUAUUGAAUGUAUUUUUAUAAAAUAAAUUAUAUUUAUAUUAAUUUGGCUUUCAGGGUGAUUUAUAAAAGUGAAUUAUUUUUUAAAGCAUUAAUUAACAAAAUUAAUUGUUGCCAUUGAAAUUAUGUGCCUUAUAUAUUUAUUUAAUUGAUAAAACUGUGAUUUAUAACUCUAGUUCAAUUGCAUAUUUCUAUACUAUUUUUAGUGCAAUUAUUGUUUUUUUUUUUUUUUAAUUUUCAUCACAUUAUUUUUUCAUAAUAUUAUUUAUUAACUCUCCAAUCUUCUUAGACAACUUUUUAUAAUCUUUAUGUUUAUACAUUUGUAUAAUAUUAAGUAUUUUAAGCAUUUAAUUAUGCCCAUUUCGUCAGCAUUAUUACAAUAAUAAUUUGUGUAAUAUUACAUUACCAUUACCAUUUUUAAAAAUUAUCCUAUAUUUGUAUUUAUUUUUUAUAACUCUUAGAUUAUAAUUUUUUUUUAACAAAUUCUGUUAAUUUGAAUUCAUAAAUUUACCUAUGUGUUUAAAUGUUUUAUAUUUUUACUUUAUUUCAUUUUUAAUCAAGUUAUAGUAACAAUAAUUUGUAUUUUAUAUUGUAUUACUGUUAUUACAAAUAUGGGAGAAAUAUAUAAUUUAUCAAUACCAAUUUAAACACAUGUGUAUGAGUUGUUUCAAAUCCUAUUUUUUUUGGCUUAUAUAAUGUAUAAUAAUUGUUUAACUAUUACACAAUAUUUAAUACUUAAGCCUAUAAUAUAUUGUUUUAUUUUUAGUAAAUAGGGAUGGUUGCUAAAAUUGUUACAUAUUUUAUAUUUUGUGUAUUUUUAUUCAAGUUAUUUUUCCUUAAAAUCAUAUUCCACAAUAUUUCAAUAAAAACGUUAUAUUUUUCUAUAUUCCUUUUUUUUUUUUUUUUUAUUUUACCAUGGCUUAUAUUAACUUGCUUGCACAGAAGACUUUAAUCCAAACUUGUGAUUGAUUUAUGAUCCGUAAUUUGAUCAGCUCGGCAUUUGUCGUGAAAUUAUAUUUUCUAUGGUAAUA